Molecule: messenger RNA, 3754 nt
Organism: Kogia breviceps (pygmy sperm whale)
Lineage: Eukaryota; Metazoa; Chordata; Mammalia; Artiodactyla; Physeteridae
Gene: BNC2
Product: basonuclin zinc finger protein 2
Biological process (GO): regulation of DNA-templated transcription
Cellular component (GO): nucleus
Source: RefSeq, a predicted model, not a curated record
UGAGGCGGCGGAGGGGCUGGUCCAGGCGCGGCCGCUAAGAGGAGACCAAGAGGCGGGGGCUGCACUUGACAACCAGCAUGCAGAGAUGUCAGAAGAGGCAGAAGUGGAUGUGAGAGAAAGAGAGACACAGAGAGACAGAGAGCCAAAGAGGGCAAGAGACUUGACUUUAAGAGACUGCUGUACUGACAACUCCAUGCAGUUCGGAACCAGAACGACUCCGGCUGAACCAGGGUUCAUGGGGACAUGGCAAAACGCUGAUACUAACCUCUUAUUCAGAAUGUCCCAACAGGCCAUCCGCUGCACACUAGUGAACUGCACGUGUGAAUGUUUCCAGCCGGGGAAGAUUAACCUGAGGACUUGUGAUCAGUGUAAACAUGGCUGGGUGGCACAUGCCUUGGAUAAGCUCAGCACGCAGCACCUCUACCACCCCACCCAAGUGGAGAUCGUGCAGUCCAACGUGGUGUUUGACAUCAGCAGUCUGAUGCUCUACGGGACGCAGGCGGUGCCUGUGAGGCUCAAGAUCCUGCUGGACCGUCUCUUCAGCGUCCUGAAGCAGGAGGAGGUGUUGCACAUCCUGCACGGCCUGGGCUGGACCCUGCGUGACUACGUCCGGGGGUACAUCCUGCAGGAUGCUGCCGGCAAGGUGCUGGACCGCUGGGCCAUCAUGUCUCGAGAAGAGGAAAUCAUCACCCUUCAGCAGUUUCUGCGGUUCGGAGAAACCAAAUCCAUUGUGGAGCUGAUGGCCAUUCAGGAGAAAGAGGGGCAGGCCGUAGCUGUACCGUCUUCAAAGACAGACUCAGACAUCAGAACUUUCAUUGAGAGCAAUAAUCGCACCAGGAGUCCCAGCCUCCUUGCCCAUCUAGAGAACAGCAACCCUUCCAGCAUUCAUCACUUUGAAAACAUCCCCAACAGCCUCGCCUUCCUGCUGCCAUUCCAGUACAUAAACCCGGUCUCAGCCCCGCUGCUAGGAUUGCCUCCGAAUGGGUUGCUGUUAGAGCAACCAGGACUGAGGCUGCGGGAACCCAGCCUUUCGACCCAGAAUGAAUAUAACGAGAGCAGUGAAUCUGAAGUGUCUCCCACACCCUACAAGAAUGACCAGACGCCCAAUAGAAACGCCCUGACCAGCAUUACUAAUGUGGAGCCCAAAACUGAGCCAGCCUGCGUGUCCCCCAUUCAGAAUUCUGCCCCGGUCAGUGAUCUGUCCAAAACCGAACACCCAAAAAGCUCGUUCCGGAUCCACCGGAUGAGAAGGAUGGGGUCAGCCUCUAGGAAAGGAAGAGUAUUCUGUAACGCGUGUGGGAAGACGUUCUAUGACAAAGGUACUCUCAAAAUCCAUUAUAACGCUGUUCACCUGAAGAUCAAACAUCGGUGCACCAUCGAAGGUUGCAACAUGGUCUUUAGCUCCCUCCGAAGCCGUAACCGUCAUAGUGCGAACCCUAACCCUCGCCUUCACAUGCCUAUGCUAAGGAAUAACCGAGACAAAGAUUUAAUUCGGGCCACAUCAGGGGCUGCCACCCCCGUCAUAGCAAGUACGAAAUCAAAUCUCACACUCACAAGCCCUGGCCGGCCCCCAAUGGGUUUUACCACUCCCCCACUAGACCCCGUCUUACAGAAUCCUCUCCCUAGCCAGCUGGUGUUUUCUGGGCUAAAGACUGUCCAGCCAGUUCCUCCGUUUUAUAGAAGUUUACUCACUCCGGGGGAAAUGGUGAGUCCUCCAACCUCCCUCCCGACCAGUCCCAUCAUUCCAACCAGUGGUACCAUAGAGCAGCUCCCCCCAUUACCCUCUGAGCCAGCAGUGCCAGUAGUGAUGAUGGCCACUCAUGAGCCCAGUGCCGACCUGGCGCCCAAGAAGAAGCCCAGGAAGUCCAGCAUGCCUGUGAAGAUCGAGAAGGAAAUUAUUGAUACUGCCGAUGAGUUUGACGAUGAAGACGACGACCCCAAUGAUGGCGGAGCUGUGGUCAACGAUGGGAGCCAUGACAAUCACUGCCACUCGCAGGAGGAAAUGAGUCCAGGCAUGUCUGUGAAGGACUUUUCUAAGCAUAGCAGGACCCGGUGCAUUUCAAGGACUGAGAUAAGAAGGGCCGACAGCAUGACUUCCGAGGACCAAGAACCUGAGCGGGACUACGAGAACGAGUCUGAGUCUUCGGAGCCCAAACUAGGUGAGGAAUCCAUGGAAGGGGAUGAGCACAUGCACGGCGAGGUGAGCGAGAAAGUCCUGAUGAACAGUGAGAGGCCGGGCGAGAACCACAGUGAGCCCUCUCACCAGGACGCCAUCAAGGUGAAGGAAGAGUUUACAGAUCCCACUUACGACAUGUUUUACAUGAGCCAGUACGGACUGUACAACGGCGGGGGUGCCAGCAUGGCAGCCCUGCACGAGAGUUUUACGUCAUCUCUGAAUUACGGCAGCCCUCAAAAGUUCUCCCCGGAAGGUGAUCUGUGUUCUAGCCCAGACCCCAAAAUCUGUUAUGUGUGCAAGAAGAGUUUCAAAAGCUCCUACAGCGUGAAGCUUCACUACAGGAACGUUCACUUGAAAGAGAUGCACGUCUGCACGGUGGCUGGCUGCAAUGCCGCCUUCCCCUCUCGCCGAAGCAGAGACAGAAACAGAAAUUUACGGAUGGAAAGAACCAUAGGUCCAGGACAUCGAGACAGCCUGCAUCUCCGUAGACACAGUGCCAACAUCAAUCUCCAUCGUAAACUGUUGACCAAAGAACUCGAUGACAUGGGCCUGGACUCAUCGCAGCCCUCCCUUAGCAAGGACCUCCGGGAUGAAUUUUUGAUGAAGAUCUAUGGUGCCCAGCACCCCUUGGGGCUCGACGUCAGGGAAGACGCCUCCUCUCCCGCGGGGACAGAAGACUCCCACCUGAACGGGUACGGGAGGGGCAUGGCGGAUGACUACAUGGUCCUGGACCUGAGCACCACCUCCAGCCUCCAGUCCAGCAGCAGCAUCCAUUCCUCCAGAGAAUCCGACGCAGGCAGCGACGAGGGGAUCCUCCUGGAUGACAUCGACGGGGCGAGUGACAGUGGGGAGUCGGCGCACAAGGCCGAGGUCCCCACCCUCGCUGGCAGCCUCGGGGCUGACGUUUCAGGAUCUCUGAUGUUCAACAGCUUGUCCGGGAGCAAUGGUGGGAUCGUGUGCAACAUUUGCCACAAGAUGUACAGCAACAAGGGGACCCUGCGGGUGCACUACAAAACCGUGCAUUUGCGGGAAAUGCACAAGUGCAAAGUCCCCGGUUGCAAUAUGAUGUUCUCCUCUGUGCGAAGCCGGAAUCGGCACAGUCAGAACCCUAAUCUCCACAAAAACAUUCCCUUCACUUCAGUAGAUUAGUCUCAGAAAGGACACUACAAAUGCCAGCUCUCACCAGAUGGCCUACGUAUUUGAACUGCCAUAGUCAGUGUGUGCUUGUGUACUUGGGAUGGUGUGUGUGUAUAUAUGUGUGUGUGUAUACACAUGUAUGCCUCUGUGUCUACAUAUAUAUAUAUACACACACACACACACACACACACACACGUUUUCUUUUCUUUAGAUACAAAAAGAUAAACACUAGGUGCUUUUGAAGUUUUUUUCUCUUUCUCCUUUAUAGGUCGGAUCUUUCAUUUGGGGGUGAAAACAAAGUACCCUUUAAACACAUAUACACACAUACACACAUAAAAGCGUGCAACUAGCCCAAAUUUUGACAGAAUAAUAAUUUUUGGUCCUCUCCAAAGAGACAAUUUGUUGUACCCACGACUGUUGCCUGCAAAAAAAUAAAAGGGA